Molecule: messenger RNA, 1533 nt
Organism: Trichoderma virens Gv29-8
Lineage: Eukaryota; Fungi; Ascomycota; Sordariomycetes; Hypocreales; Hypocreaceae
Exons: 4
Coding region: 1-1533 (510 amino acids)
Molecular function (GO): monooxygenase activity; heme binding; iron ion binding
Source: RefSeq, a predicted model, not a curated record
AUGCAUUUCCACUGCUUUUUUACAGUUCCUGCCUGUUUGGCCGAAUACUUCAAACCGGUGGGAAAGCGGAAGGGACAGAGAGGAAUCAAACCACGUCUGCCGGCCGGUCCAGCAGGGGUUCCAUUAUUCGGACAUCUCCUUACUCUCAAGAACAUCAGAGAGGACCCUGAUUGUCAAGAGCUAAAAGAUCUGGCCAAGUUUGGUGAAAUGACUACACUUCAUCUCGGUUCCAAGACCUGGAUCUUGCUCAAUAGCAAAAGAGUUGUGUCAGAAAUCAUCGCAAAGAGAGGAAACGCUACAAAUACACGUUCUCCCAUGCCCAUCGCCAGCGGCAUUGUGAGCCACCAUCGUCGGUCUCUGCUCCUUCCGCAGGAACAAUGGAAAGAACCUCGCAGAGUGAUGCAUAAUCUGCUCAACGGAACAGCACUAAAGCAGUACGGGGAGUGGCAACAACAAGAAAGUGCUCAAAUGCUUGCAGAAUAUCUAUUUCAGCCUAAGCGAUGGUACAAGCACAACUACCGCUAUGCUAACUCCGUGGUCCAUCGAAUUGCGUUAGGAGAGCGCCUGGUCAAAUCUACUAAGGAGCUGUCAGAUUUGCAGGACGUUGUGACAUAUUUUGUGGGUAGCAUCGGAAGCAGUAUCAUCGACUGGUUCCCAGAAUUAGCUCGGCUCCCUAGGUUCCUUCAAGUCUGGCGUCCUCAUUGGGAUCAGUUAGCCGAGUGGAAUAACAACGUUUACAAAUCAUGGUGGUAUCCGGUACGAAAACAAAUAGAAGAUGGAACAGCGCCACCGUCAUUCGUACGCGACGUUCUAUUACAUCCCGACACAAAGUACUCCGGUGACGAUGAAGACGCCAUGUAUCUGGCUCUGCAACUCAUUGAAGCUGGAAGCGACACAACCCGCGAAGCACUCAAUAUUAUGAUUAUGGCGUCUCUGGAAUAUCCCCAUGGGUUCAAGAAAGCAAGAGACGAAAUUGACCGUGUCUGCGGGACUGGCAACGAUUCUAGGUAUCCUACUCUGGAUGACAUGGAUGACCUGCGAUAUAUUUGCGCCAUGUCCAAGGAGGUUCUCCGGUGGAAGCCGAUAUUUAUCCUCACUCCUGACCACACCUCAUCCGAAGACAUUGAUUUCGAAGGCUAUCAUUUUCCAGCCGGCGUCGGUUUUGUCAUAAACGAAGUUGUGGUGGGUAACGAGUGCGAGAACCCUGAUGAGUUCAUUCCCGAACGUUGGAUGGAUGGACAUGAGACAGAUAUUACCCAUGGACUCUGGCAGUUUGGCGGUGGCCGUCGGAUUUGCAUCGGCUACCGACUAGCACAGAGAAGCCUGUUUUUGAAUAUCGCCAGGCUGAUACAGUGUUUUGAUUUUCAACCCAAUGGUCCAUAUAACCCCAAGUUCCUCAAUUUGGAGUCUACAGAUGAGCCAUUUCCUGUCAAAGUGACUUUGCGACACGAAACAUACAGGCAACUUAUCAUUGAUGAAGCUACCAGGGCUGGAGUGUUGGAAGAUGCAAAGUUGGCACGGGACAUUUUGUGA